Molecule: messenger RNA, 2654 nt
Organism: Schistocerca gregaria
Lineage: Eukaryota; Metazoa; Arthropoda; Insecta; Orthoptera; Acrididae
Exons: 2
Coding region: 32-1726 (564 amino acids)
Source: RefSeq, a predicted model, not a curated record
GCUGGUCCGGUGUACCGAGCACUCAACUACUAUGUUGUGUUCGAUUUGUUCUUGCUCAAAAAAGAGUAAGCACAUUUUAUUGUUCCCCCGCUGGCAAAACCAGUCGAGAUCAAGAUGGCUUGUUGAAAAGAGGCAUGAGCUUUUGAGUGAAAAAUGUCUCUACUCAAACAAAUCGAAAAGUGCCGACAAGAAGUUUCGAUAUCCGAUUCCUUGGACUGAUCCAGCCUUUUAUAAUAAAAACUCACUUGAACGCGAAACUCGCCGUGUUUUUGACGUUUGCAAUGGAUGCAGACUUUGCUAUUCCCUAUGCGAUUCUUUCCCCAAUCUAUUUGACCUGGUGGACGGGUCUAAGACAGAAGAUGUUGAUUCUCUCUCAACUACUGAUUUUAGCAAAGUUGUCAACUCCUGUACAUUAUGCGACAUGUGCUACAUAAAUAAAUGCCCUUAUACUCCGCCCCACCCCUUAAACAUUGACUUCCCAAAACUCAUGCUAAGACACAAAUCAGUCGAAACUAGUGGCAAGCACGAUGUCGUCAAGUUAGAUCGAUUUGGCAUCGACCGUAAACUUGCGAGCGUUCAAGAAUCAACCGGAUCGAAGUUUGGAUCUGAUUCUACACAUAGAAGCGCAACAGGCGUUUCAAAUGUUGACACAAUGUCUAAACAGUCAAUAUUUACGAAGUUGAUGAGCAAAAACUAUCUUCACAGCUUGUACACCAAUAUGGAUCUCAUGGGGACAAUUGCGACUUCUAGCAGGUUUAUGACGAACCUUGUUAAUUGGAUAACUCAGACUACAGAUCCACCAAGUUUCGCACGAAUUAUAUUGUCAAAAUUUGCUCACAUUCAUGAACGUGCAAAAUUGCCAGUAUAUGUUUCAAGAGAGGAGACUUUUGUUCGUAGCUGGAAACGUCUAAACCAGCUGCCAAAUAAAAAGGCAAAAGCAUUUGCAACAAAAAAGCGAAUUACUAUUUAUGCGACUUGCAGUGUUAACUUCAAUAAACCACACAUCGGAGAAGCAGCUCAUGCUGUGCUGUUGCAUAAUGGAAUUGAACCGCAUGUAGAAUAUAAUCGUUGCUGUAGCAUGCCUCAAUUCGAAGCUGGUAAGCUAGUACGGGUCGCCCAGGUGGCGAUUGAUCUCGCGGAGAGGCUUUGCAUGUACAUUAAACAAGGGCACGAUAUCGUCGUGCUCACUCCCUCCUGUCUGCUAAUGAUGAAGCAAGAAUGGCCUCUGCUUAUACCCAAUAAUGAAAAUAUACACAUUUUGAGCAAAAACUGCUACGACCUGACAGAAUAUAUGGUCAAACUAAAAAAGGAAAUUGGCAUUGUACCGAUUCCAGAAUUGGACACAACAGUAAGUCUUCAUCACGCGUGCCACUCCAGGUCUCAAAAUGUUGGAUUCAAAGCGCUGGAGUUAUUGAAAAUGAUACCAAAACUGAAAAUAGCAACCAUAGAAAGAUGCUCGGGACACGGUGGCUCAUUUGGCGUACAAAAAAAGGGGUUUGAAAUUGCCAACAAAGUAGGUAAAAAUGUGUUCAAACAAACCUUAGAGAAUAUAGAAAGAUGCACGACAGAUGAGCAUUUUAUAUCAAGUGAGUGUCCGUUGUCAGUCGAGCACAUAGAACAAGGAGUCACAGAUUUGGCGAAACAAGCAGGAAAAAUUUUAGAUCGAGCAAAAAUUCAAACCAAACACCCGAUAGAAAUCUUGGCGCGGGCCUAUCGGCUUUGUUAAUAUCUUGGUGAACGUGUUCGCACUUAGGGCAUCUAUAGGCUACAAAACAUUCAUUGCGCUGAUACAGCGAGCGAAAGGUAAAACGCGAAAAAAUCAUAGGCACAGCGUAAGGAUGCUUUGAAUGUAACGUCAAUUGAUCGGUGAACGCUAAACAUGAUUCGAUUUUGACUUCCAUUUAAUGCACACUUCACCUAUAGAACGAGAGAUAUUGUCCAUUCUUUGACGGCGGUCCAUUUCCUUGUUUUUCAGUACUGUACAGGAUCUGAAUUUGGUGGGAUGAUAGAUAAUAGCUGCAGUUGCUGCCGAUCCUAUUUGGGCCGAGUUUUUGAAAUGCACAUAGUUCCGCUAUUAUUGAACGCAUUCAAUUUCGAGGCGAGUAUAAUGCCUAUACCAUAAAAGGGACAAUGAUGUUGCACUUUUCGGAGAAGCAGCGCUCGACAUCUCACAGUAUUUAUAUUACAACCUAACUCAUUUUGUAUAUUACUGAUACGACAUUAACUGAUCGUUCGCAAAUUCACAUAACAGUCAGCCAAAGGAGACAGAUAUGUACUGAUGAUGAAAACCAAUAGAGCAAGAUUAUAAGCAAAUGCAUCAACCAACUCUAUCAAACAAAGAAUAUAGAAUUGAAAAAGCGCAAAAAAGUCGUGAAAAUGUCAACUGAAUGAGAAAAAGCGGUAAAAUUUCUGCAAGCCCGUUAUAAACUGCUGAACACUGGAUUAGACUUGCAGUAUUCAGUACCUCUAAAGUCGGUUCAGAUAUGGGUUUCUAUAUCCUUCACUGCUUUUAGCGUAAAAAGGGGAAGUAUUUACGGCGCAUGGGCCUGACAAACCUAUUAGAUAAAAGAUAAACUUGUCAUGAAAAUGCAAAGCAAGAAACUAUUUUUAAUGAUGUUUGUAUAGGGGAACAUAAAAUCUCUAAAUUCACAAAA